Monopterus albus (swamp eel) is the source of this 1042-nucleotide messenger RNA. RefSeq names its product pleckstrin homology domain-containing family F member 1-like. Gene Ontology annotation, biological process: endosome organization; endosome to lysosome transport. Gene Ontology annotation, cellular component: early endosome. The transcript is spliced from 2 exons. NCBI's taxonomy places the organism in Eukaryota, Metazoa, Chordata, Actinopteri, Synbranchiformes, Synbranchidae. Gene Ontology annotation, molecular function: phosphatidylinositol binding; metal ion binding. The record is from RefSeq and is a predicted model, not a curated record. The coding region runs from base 1 to 783 and encodes 260 amino acids.
AUGAACCAGCUGACAUUUGAGAGGGAGAACCGUGAGCGUAUCCAGGCCGUGGAGAACUCAUUCGGCCCAUCGGGAAGGCCCCUGUCCAAGCUGGGCCGGGUUCUGGUGGGAGAGGGCCGUCUGUAUAAGCAAGGUCGCAAGAAGCGUCAGCCGAAGGCCUUCUUCCUCUUCAACGAUGUGCUGGUGUACGGCAGUGUCAUUCUGAACGGCCACUGGUACAAGAAACAGAAGAUCAUCCCUCUGGAGGACAUCCAGCUGGAGGACAUGGAGGAUGGUGUACUGAUGAACCAGUGGCUGAUCCGCACACCACGCAAAUCCUUUCUUGUGUCUGCCCCUUCGUACGAGGAGAAGCAGGCCUGGAUGAACCACAUCCAAGAGUGCCGGUCCAGCUGGUUGCAAGGCAGCAGCUGCCAACCUGGCUCCAACUUUGCUGUUUCCUGGAUUCCAGACCAGGCUGCCUACAAAUGCAUGCGGUGUCUCGACAAGUUCACUACAACCAGGCGUCGACAUCACUGCCGAAAAUGUGGCUUUUUGGUCUGUAAUUCAUGCUCCAAGCAGCGAGAAGUGAUAGACCACAUUCACCCCACCAAGCAGCAGAGGGUGUGCAUCCUCUGCCACGUGAGAAGCCAAGGCCAGAGCAGAGACAACACGAGGAACAGUAGCUCAGAGGAUGACCUCGCUACAUCCAGUGAUGAAGAGGAAAUGAUGCAUAUUCCCAGCAGCUGGCACACAAACACCUACGCUUACCCAAAACCCAUGCAUCAUCGCUUCAAUAUGAUAUAGUCACAUCAUGACGUCAUCUCUCAGACAUAAUGGACUGUAUUAUAACAAAGAGAACUGGACUUUUGUUUGGAAUCAGACGACCAGGAAAUGUUGACACACAGCUGAUCUGACUAAAUACAGAGAAAACGAGAAGAACGUAUUUUAUUUGUACAUAUUUACUGCUGCUGUCAUUGCAGCACUUUUUACUUUGUUGUGAAGUAGCCACAGAUCACUUUUCUAUCUUCUCUGAGUGUAAAUGAUGCCAGAGGGUGUCGAGAAG